AUGCCUAAGCCGAAUGCUCGUCGAGACCCCGCCUACAGUCCGUCGGGACGACGAUAUGCCCUGGACCCCGGUUCUCCAGUGCGACGCUCAAAGCGUCUGGAGGUAGGAAGUGCUUCUCCGUCGCCUUCCAUAGUCCUGCGCGCCACCACCCCUGACGCCAGGCAACUUCAUGAGACACUGCGUGCAGCGUCCGAAAGCCCUACAAAAGAAGGGCGUGACAGCAGAGCAAGGGAAAGCAGUAUCCAUUCUAGCAUCACUCCCUCACCACCUGUUCAACGGACAAUUUCAACAGCGUCUACUCCAUCAGCCCCGUCUCUCAAUCCUGCUAUUGCCACAGAAAACGAUGGUGAUGCUCUAGAGCAGCAGAGUGAUCGUGGGUUCUCGUUUUUUAGAUAUCCUCGUCUUUCGUCUAUCGGGCUCGGCAGGAAGGCUGCUUCGCCUGCUGUGAGUUCUCCGCAGGCCGAGGAUCCCUUUGAUGGCGACUCGGUGAUAUCUUGGCAGCUGGAGCGCGAGUUGCAUCGAGAUAAUCUACAGCGUACGCGGCCGGAUGAUUAUCCCCGUGAGUCUGGCUCUGCGGAAGGUCGGAAUAUUAGGGCGCCUCCACGGCGGCUUUCUGGGCUCACGUGGACGAAUGAUACCACUCAUAAUACUGUGAACAAUAACGAAGAUGAUGACGACGACGACGACGACGAUGAUGAUGAUGACAACGACAACGACGCAAAGUCAGAGACUCCAGAGAUAAGAACUGCGGCUGCGAAGACGGUCAUAUCGACUGCUCACAACGAGUCUGUCGACGAGAGCGUGGCUGGAAGUGUGCGACCCUCUACUGCUGACCGGCCCGUGACUCCUAUCGACAGACAUCGCCGCCCACCUACAUUUACAGUGCCGCCAACGGAGAAAGGUGAAACAAAGUGGCCUCUGUUAAUUGCUACAGUUUUGACGGCGCUGGUUGUCGCAUUAUUAGCAGCUACGAUGUUCUUUUUAAGAGAUCAUCUCGAGUACAAUAAUCCAUUCAUGCAUCAGCCCAAACCCUAUCCAACAUUUAACAGCACCGACGACCGGCUCAUCACGCAGCUAUCGAAUGAGGUUGAUAAACUCGGCGUGCAGAUUUCUUCUGUAUCCCAAGACAUUCAUCGCCUAUCCUAUGAGCAGAGACAAAUGGUCGAUCAGGUAACAAUUGUGAGCCCAGUACCUGCCGAACUCGAACCGAGAAUCAACUUCCUCUCGCCAGGCCUAGGAACGCAUGUCGACCCCUUACUCACAAGCCCCAGCAUUGGUACUAGGAGAACUCUGCCUCGCCGUCUCUACGAGAGCCUCUCUGGCAACUAUAUGCCGCUACCCAAUCCGCCGGAAGUCGCACUGGAAGCAUGGGAUGACAUUGGCGAUUGCUGGUGCAGCGCGCCAGGACAAGAGGGGCAAGCGCAACUCGCGCUUGAACUUGGACAGCGCGCGAUCCUCGACGAGGUUGUUGUCGAACAUAUCCCGGCCAGUGCGUCCCUGGACCCGAGUGUUGCGCCUCGUGAAAUGGAGCUGUGGGCACGCUUCAGACCUUUCCAUGGGCAAUACACCGGGCCGCCGCCGGCACCUCCUUCUAAUGAUGCUUCUAGCACCAAAAAUUCUGGCUGGUUUGGUCUAUUCCAGCCAUCAUCUUCUGUACCACCACCACCUUCUUUUACUUCCUCGCCAUCGUCACUCUCCUCACUACUCGACGCAAUUCUAAAGACGCUACGACAGGCGUACCCAUCCGAAAUGGAAAAUGCAUACUCAAACGACCGUCUUCUUGGACCGGCCUACUUCCGUCUCGGAAAAUGGGAGUACGACCGAACGGGAGACGCGGUUCAGCAUUUCGCGCUCAAUGCGCUUAUCGACUAUCCGACUCUGCGGGUGGACAAGGUCGUGCUGCGGGUGAGCUCGAAUUGGGGAGGGAAUCAUACGUGUUUGUAUCGGGUGAAAUUGCACGGGCAUGUUUGA
This is a messenger RNA of Talaromyces atroroseus, 1971 nucleotides long. RefSeq lists its product as hypothetical. Gene Ontology annotation, biological process: nuclear envelope organization. Bases 1 to 1971 code for a protein of 656 amino acids. Gene Ontology annotation, cellular component: meiotic nuclear membrane microtubule tethering complex; nuclear envelope. Lineage: Eukaryota; Fungi; Ascomycota; Eurotiomycetes; Eurotiales; Trichocomaceae. The transcript is spliced from 2 exons. The record is from RefSeq and is a predicted model, not a curated record. Gene Ontology annotation, molecular function: protein-membrane adaptor activity.